Messenger RNA from Marasmius oreades (fairy-ring Marasmius), 312 nucleotides. RefSeq lists its product as uncharacterized. Gene Ontology annotation, biological process: peptide catabolic process. Bases 1 to 312 code for a protein of 103 amino acids. The record is from RefSeq and is a predicted model, not a curated record. The transcript is spliced from 3 exons. Gene Ontology annotation, cellular component: mitochondrion; cytosol. NCBI's taxonomy places the organism in Eukaryota, Fungi, Basidiomycota, Agaricomycetes, Agaricales, Marasmiaceae. Gene Ontology annotation, molecular function: metal ion binding; metalloendopeptidase activity.
AUGAAGGAUGAAUCCUUGUGGCGGCAUCUCAUGUCUACCAGUGGACCCGUUCCAUCGUUAUCGGUGUUCACCAAAUCGAUAGAGAAGCCUUUGCAAGACGAUCGAGAAUACAGAAUCAUCCGCUUAGAAAAUGGUCUCGAAGCUACAUUAGUGUCUGAUUCAAAGGCAGACAAAGCAGCUGCUAGUUUGGAUGUAGCGGUGGGACAUCUCUCCGAUCCUGAUGAUAUGCCCGGAUUGGCACAUUUUUGCGAACAUCUUCUGUUCAUGGCACCAAAACGUUUCCGAAAGAAAACGAGUACAAAAACUACCUAG